Penicillium cataractarum is the source of this 723-nucleotide messenger RNA. RefSeq names its product protein kinase. Gene Ontology annotation, molecular function: protein kinase activity; ATP binding. The record is from RefSeq and is a predicted model, not a curated record. Lineage: Eukaryota; Fungi; Ascomycota; Eurotiomycetes; Eurotiales; Aspergillaceae. Gene Ontology annotation, biological process: protein phosphorylation. The transcript has 4 exons. The annotation marks the transcript as partial.
GCCUAUCGAACACUAGGUUCUGAAAAUAAAUGCCUCGUGUAUCCUCCCUUAGCUAUAAGUCUAUACGAACUACGUUAUCGUACCUUAGAAAAGGUUCUCCCGGAAGACUUACUCAAGCCAGUUUUGAUCUAUAUACUUCUUGCUAUCGACUUUCUUCACACGGAAGCCAAGAUUAUUUAUACUAAUAUACAAGAAAAUAAUAUUAUGCUUAGUGUGGAAGAUAAGUUAAUUCUAGUCAAUUUUGAGGAAGCAGAAAAGACCAGCCCGAACCCUUGCAAAAUUAUUAGAGAUCGGGUGAUCUAUUCCUCCCGAGACCUAGGAAUCCCAAAUGUGUAUGGUCGUCCUAUCUUGUCGGACUUUGGGGAAGCUCGCUUUUGCUUAAGCUUAGGCAUGCAGUGGAAGGACAUUCAGCCUUUAGUUUACCGGGCGCCAGAGACCUGGGAUCUUUUUGAGCGGAAGCAUCUCUUCUACGCCUGCGAUUCAAAUGUCGUCUCAUGUGGCGAGGGUGGAAAUGAUGUUAGCUCCGUUAGCACAUGUUCGACGAAGACCGAUACCGUGGAGGCUUCAUCGUCGACUAGCUCGAGCAGCAUUAGCUCGACUGGAGCAAUCUCUACGGCCUCGACGCACGUUCCUGCAACGACAACUGCCGCCACUGUUUCGUCUACUGCUACCAGUAGUGCUGGGAAGCUUAGAGCUCCCGUUGUUUUCCAACUUUGGGCAUGA